Nicotiana tabacum (common tobacco) is the source of this 1183-nucleotide messenger RNA. RefSeq lists its product as uncharacterized. The record is from RefSeq and is a predicted model, not a curated record. Lineage: Eukaryota; Viridiplantae; Streptophyta; Magnoliopsida; Solanales; Solanaceae.
GACUCAAUCACCAUCAUAACUAAGAGGAGAAAUUCAACAUUCACUCUCUAAAGAGCAAGAAGACAUCCUCCAUAUUGAGUUGAGUGCCUUCUCUCAAUAAAAUCCCACAUUACUCACUCUCUUUGACUUUUCAAUUGCCAAAAGAAUAAGAACUCCACGGAAUUCUAAACUAUUUAAACCAAUUCAAUAGUAACAACUCCUUGCUAAUUUCAUUCAGUGAAAAAUGGAUCUUGAAACUGAGUGGGAAAUUCUUCCUAAUAAUGGACUUCUUGAAAUCCAUGAUUAUGGAGGCCAAAAUAUUUCCUUUAGGAAAUAUGAUUCUCAAUUUGUCGACUCAACAGAGCACUCUAGAGUGCCAAAUCAACUAAUUGUUCCACUCCCAAAUCAGCUGAAUCCAAGUAUACAAAAUAUCCAAGAAGAUGAUGAGGUUAUUAAAGAAGUUAUCACUAAGGUUCCAGUUGAGGGAGCAACUGUGGUGGAAAAUGAACAAGAUCAAGUGUCACAAGUUUUCUUCAAGAAAAUGAAGGAAACAGAAUAUGAAAACAUGAAAUUGGACUCACCCAAGUUCAGUAACAAGACUUGUGUGUCUCAAAUUGAUUCAGAUCCUUUGCAGUUUGAGGAUAACGCUGAGGUAAUUGACAAAGAGAGUACUGUGAUCAAGAAAAGAGAAAACAUGGAAGCAGAUAUUGAAAAGAACAAUAGUGGAUUGAACUUAUGGAACUGGAGCUUCACUGGAAUUGGUGCUAUUUGCUCCUUUGGGAUUGCUGCUGCUGCCAUUUGCAUCUUCAUAGGAAAUCACCAAAAACAGAAACAAAAUAAGCAGAAUCAGAAGCUUAAAUUCCAAUUUUCUGAUGACAAGAAAAUGAAGCAAGUGGUUGAGCAGCCAACAAAGUUGAAUGAAGCAAUUUGUGGAGUAAGAGGAGUUCCUAUAACAAACAAACGCAUCACAGACGUUGAGGGGUUACUAUUACGCUCCUUGGAGCAUAUUCAAGACUGUUUAUCAGUCUCAUGAAUCAUUUUAACACUUCAAUAUUCGAUCCUAGUGUCCAAACAUAGGAAUACUAUAUACCGUUGUAUAUAUACUGGACUUAAUUCCCAGAUUAUUCAAUUAGCAAUUUGUAGUAAAGUCAUAUGUUAUGUAACACUGGAGUUUGGUUAAGAUAAUACACAGCUAUUUCAAUAA